Hyaloperonospora brassicae is the source of this 942-nucleotide messenger RNA. The record is from the annotation of a GenBank genome assembly. Lineage: Eukaryota; Oomycota; Peronosporomycetes; Peronosporales; Peronosporaceae.
AUGGCGCCGUCGCUGGACCGCGCGAGUGUGCAGUUCAUGGCGCAGUCGCUCCGCAGCAGCUUCCUCGUCCAGGCGCUGCUUGGGCUCGUGCUCGUGGUGGUGCUGCGCUACGUCGUCCUGUCCUGGCGCGCGGGCAUCACGCCGUACGAGGUGGAGACGUGUCCGCCCAUUAACCCACACGUGCAUUACCGCUAUGGCGUGUCGCAGAUGCAAGGGAGACGGCCGUACAUGGAAGACCGCCACACGGCAGUAGCCGACUUGAAUGGCGACCCUAAGCAGAGUUUCUACGGCAUUUUUGACGGGCACGGAGGCGACGGAGCGGCAGACUAUUGUGUACAGGCCAUGUGUCAGAACGUGAUCCGAGAGCCAUCGAUCACAAAGGAACCGGCAGAAGCGCUAAGGAGCGGGUUCUUGCGGACAGAUCAAGAGUACCUGCAAAUUGCCAAUAGCAGAAACGCAGAAGAUGGCACGACGGCCGUUGUGGUGUUCACGCAAGGCAACGAGAUGUUUGUGGCACAUACAGGAGACUCUCGCGCUGUCUUAGUGCAUCGCAAUGGCAAUGUGUCGGUUUUGACGUUGGACCAUAAACCGAAUCGACCAGACGAGCGCCGUCGAAUUCAAGAGCUGGGAGGAUCGGUUGUGUUCUGGGGCGUAUGGCGCGUCGAAGGCAUUUUGGCUGUGUCUCGAGCGAUCGGAGACCGCAUGCUCAAGCCGCUCGUGGUCGCAGAACCUGAAGUGAAGCAGCUCACGCGGACGGAGGAGGACCAGUAUUUAGUUUUGGCAAGCGACGGUGUUUGGGAUACGGUCUCCAAUGAAGACGUAGCGCAGCUGGUGCUCAAAUAUGAAGAUCCGCAGACAGCAGCGCAGCAUCUCAUGGAGGAGGCGUAUGCACGAGGCAGCAUGGACAACAUCUGCGUCAUGGUCAUUGACUUGAGAGCGUAA